CACAGCUCUAGUUUACGACGUAUAUUAAACCCAUAAUAAAGGCCGACCAAAGGCCAACCAUGAAUUAGAAAGAAGGUAUCAGAGACUUUUGGAAACAUGCGGUCCUUUUUUAUUUAGAUAUUUUCAUUAUAACUUUUUUGUCAUUUAUUUCAUUCAGAUUUGCAUCAUUCUCCGUAUUAUAUUAAGGGAUAAAACAGAAAGUAGAAUGGAGAGAACAUUUAUUGCUAAUUUUUGUUCACAUGACUGAGAUCAGCCAAGUGUCUAAUAAAAGGCUCCAUGAAAUCUUCCUUUUCUUUUACCAUAAUCGUUGCAAUCAUUUUUAUCCAAGUCUUAACGCCGUUCACUGAAGUGUAUGCGGACCAUACCGUAUGGAUACAUAACAAGGUAACUGCUGGUACAUGGACUAAUACAGCAACCGUCUUAGAAAAUAAAAAAGGGAACUUUGAUUGGCAUGGUGAUUCUGGUGCAAUUGACAUACAGGGCGAAUGGGCUCAUGUUGGUUAUAACUAGUGUAAUCUUACCCUGUGUGACUAUUAUCUAUUUUAC
This is a messenger RNA of Rhizophagus irregularis DAOM 181602=DAOM 197198, 546 nucleotides long. RefSeq lists its product as uncharacterized. Lineage: Eukaryota; Fungi; Glomeromycota; Glomeromycetes; Glomerales; Glomeraceae. The record is from RefSeq and is a predicted model, not a curated record.